Molecule: messenger RNA, 1024 nt
Organism: Paramecium octaurelia
Lineage: Eukaryota; Ciliophora; Oligohymenophorea; Peniculida; Parameciidae
Source: the annotation of a GenBank genome assembly
AUGAAUCAUUCAGAAGGGGCCCAAUCUCCACUUUAUUUUGGUAUGUAUCCACUACCCUAUUGGCCAACGAACUCACAAUUCCUCUUAAUGAUGAACUUCCAAAAUCCACUGAUGAGUCCAAUCCAUAAUUUAGGUUCUCCAAUUUUAACUUCCCACUUAAAUUUCACCUAGCCAACAAUGAAUUACGACAUCAAAUACGAACAAAGUAAUCUCUUUACCCUUAUUCUCUUUAGAUUCACAAAAUAAAGAAUCCACAUAAACUAAAUAGCCAUAAUAAUAUACCAGCUAAAUUUAAAUCAUUUCUUAGCAAUUAGAUGACAUGAAUUACGAUCAAAUUACAAUAGAAAAUCUUGAGGCCUUGAUUCAUUUGUUGUUUGAAGAAGAGCCCAAAUUAAAAAAGAUCUUAUAAUAACUUAAAGAGAAAAAAUGUCUUAAGGUUGUCAAGAUUCUUGACACUUUAGCCAAAAAGAUCAGAACCCAAUAGAAAAAUCGAGAAGAAUUAAUCAAAUUUUGUUUGAGAAAGGCUUUCAGAGAGAUUUUCCAUCAAAUUUAAGAAAAAUGUACUAAAAAAAGUAAUCAAAUCUUUAAAUAUGUAUAGAACUUAAUCUAAAGGCUGCAUCCAAAAUAUUUUAGUAGUCCUAUUAAGCUGAAAAGAUGAAAUCCAUAGCAUUGCCAUUUAGAAAAAAUAGUAAAAAUAAGACAAUGAAUAAUCAUUUCCUCCAUGAAUUAUUCUAAUCAAAGCAAUUUCAGGAUCAAUAUAAAAUAUUCCUUGGUAUCUAAAUCCUUUCAUAUUUUAUAGACAAUCUAGACACCAUCAUAGAGAAUGACAAAAAUAAAAAAAUUAAAGCAAUAGCUGAAAAAUCAUGGGAAUUCAUCUAAUCGAAUAGAAAAGUAAAAAAUUGAUAUUAAUUCUUAAAAGUCAUACACAUUCAAAAGGUUGCCAUGGUCAUUAAAAAACUUGGAAAAAUUGAAAGAAACAGCAAAUGAAAUGCUAAAUUACUGUGAUGAUUAAAAAUUUAUUUGA